UCGUUUUUUUCAUUUGGAUUCUACUCGCGCGUAUUCUCAAUUCCGCCCCAACCUCUCUCCCUCUUCCCCAAUCCUCUUCGUUCACGGCGGCCCGCACCACGGCGAUACUCCACCAAUUCCCGGCCGCCCGCAGCGAUUACCGGUGAGCAAAAUAGUCCGAAAAGUUCCUAGAACAGUACAACUACUUCUUUGACCGGAUUCAAUAGUUAAAGUUUAAAUUUUUAGUCAUUCAUCGAGUGUUUUCUUCAACUUUGUUACGUGUAUUCAAGUGUACGAGGAACCUCGAGAAAAUAGAUUUGUUGAUUCAUUCUGGAUCCCACCCAACCCGGUUCAGCAAAUGCGAUCCCAGUACUCCCAACUGGAUUACUGAACCUUGGAAUGCUUUAAAGAAACAAAAUUUCCUAAUUUUCUGUGUCCUCAAAACCUGGAAGCAUUUUUGGCUUCUAAAGGUAUUAUUCAUCAACGUUCAUGUACCACUAUUCCCCAACAGAAUGGAGUAGUAGAACGCAAAAAUCGUCAUCUCCUAGAUGUGCCAGUUGUGUAGUUGGAGGUGAAGAGUCUGCUUAAUUUAGGAAUUAAAGAGAUGAGCAGAGAUGCUUAACAGAUUUUCUAGACGUUGGUUCUGCAGUGCUUCUCCAUCGCCAUGGCUUUUCGUGGGCUUGGGCAACCCUGGUGAUAAAUACAAAGGAACAAGACAUAAUGUGGGUUUUGAGAUGAUUGAUGCAUUUGCUGAAUCUCAAGGGAUCCCAUUGAAUACAGCUCAUUGUAAAGCUAUAUUUGGACAAGGAUUUGUUGGUGAUGUUCCUGUUUUCCUUGCAAAGCCCCAGACUUAUAUGAAUUUGAGUGGUGAAUCUACUGGACCACUUGCUGCUUACUAUAAGUUACCGCUUAAUCGUGUGGUUGUGUUUCAUGAUGACAUGGACUUGCCAUGUGGCGUGCUCCGUCUCCACCACAAAGGAGGUCAUAGAAGGCAUAAUGGGCUGAAGAGUGUGAUCCAUCAUUUUCGAGGGAAUAGAGAGUUUGCUCGACUGAGGAUUGGUAUUGGGAGGCCGCCUGGUCAAAUGGAUCCAAAAGCAUUCUUGCUUCAAAAAUUCAAUGCGAUGGCUCAAGAAAGAAUUGAUGUCGCUUUAAAAGAAGGGGUCGGCGUAUUGAAGCUCCUUAUUUCCAGAGGCUUGACAGAAAGUGCAAGAUGCUUCAACAAGGAGCAAAAGUACAAGCACAUAAGAUUGCAGACAAUGCCAACAUGAACAGCCAAUGUUUCAAGCUACACUUAAGAUUGGUGAGUCCUGACGAGUUCUGCUAGAAUUUGCUGGAUUGUAGUGUGGUUUUCCUCGAGCAGUCUCGCAAUGAGAUGACUAUCCGCUAACAAAGUGAAUCGAUAUUCCAACACUACUUUAUUUCAAUUGGUGGUGAGAUUGCUCUAUCAAGCAAUGAUGAAUGCCUGUAUGUAUAUGCACUUAGACAGGCCCUGUUUUGAAACUUGAAGAACAUGAUGUAAUGGAAAGGAAAAUAUGAACCUUUCAAUUAUCAAGGAAAACGAGAAAAAUUCAAAUAUAUGAUGAUGCAAAAUUCUUGAUCCAA
Malania oleifera is the source of this 1581-nucleotide messenger RNA. Its product is annotated as peptidyl-tRNA hydrolase, mitochondrial. Gene Ontology annotation, molecular function: peptidyl-tRNA hydrolase activity. Bases 594 to 1247 code for a protein of 217 amino acids. Lineage: Eukaryota; Viridiplantae; Streptophyta; Magnoliopsida; Santalales; Ximeniaceae. The transcript is spliced from 12 exons. The record is from RefSeq and is a predicted model, not a curated record.